Cydia pomonella (codling moth) is the source of this 5437-nucleotide messenger RNA. RefSeq names its product E3 ubiquitin-protein ligase MARCHF6. Gene Ontology annotation, cellular component: endoplasmic reticulum membrane. The record is from RefSeq and is a predicted model, not a curated record. Gene Ontology annotation, molecular function: zinc ion binding. NCBI's taxonomy places the organism in Eukaryota, Metazoa, Arthropoda, Insecta, Lepidoptera, Tortricidae. The coding region runs from base 184 to 5118 and encodes 1644 amino acids. The transcript is spliced from 11 exons.
AUUUUUUGCUUUUGGUAGAAUUUUAUAAAUAUGACAUUAAUUCCUGGCUACCCUAUUUCAUGUGUGGUUUAACAAACAAAGAGGAAUUUGCCCAUUUUUUAAUUAAAUAAUCCCAUUUAUUCCAUGCUUAUCAAUUUUAUUGUAUAGGUCUUGUAACCGAGUAGCCAAACUGGAUUGAAAAUAAUGAUGGACUCGGACGCGUCCGGGGCAGACUUCUGCCGAUUCUGUCGCUCCGAGGCUACGUCGGACCGGCCAUUGUUCCACCCAUGCAUCUGCACCGGGUCUAUAAAAUGGAUACAUCAGGAAUGUCUCGUUCAAUGGAUGCGAUACUCGCGAAACGAGAUCUGCGAGUUGUGCGGGCACCGGUUUUCGUUUAUGCCGAUUUACUCGCCGGACAUGCCGGGCCGGCUGCCGAUUCGGGACGUGGUCGGCGGGCUCGUGACGUCAGUCGCGUCAGCUGUGAAGGACUGGCUCCACUAUACUUUAGUAGCGCUCGCCUGGCUCGGCAUAGUGCCGCUCACGGCCUGUAGGACCUAUCGCAGCUUGUUCCUGGGCUCCCUGGACCCUGUAAUUUCUUUACCAUUUGACAUAGUCUCAGCUGAGAACCUGGCUAAGGAUGUUUUCUCAGGCUGUUUUGUUGUGACAUGUACUUUAUUCUCAUUUAUCGGCCUGGUAUGGCUGCGAGAACAGAUAAUGCAUGGAGGAGGCCCUGACUGGAUGGAACGGGAGAAUAUUCCACCACCUGCUGCUGAAGAUGCUCCAUUACCUGAUAAUAACAAUGACAGGGUGAAUGAUGGAGCAGGGGAUGAUGGGGGAGCCAGGGAGGAGGCUCCAGAAGCUGCAGAAGGGGAUUUAAUAGUUGGAGAUGAAGCAAAUUGGAACCCUAUGGAAUGGGAUAGAGCUGCAGCAGAAGAGUUGACAUGGGCGCGUCUACUGGGUUUAGAUGGCUCUAUGGUUUUUUUGGAGCAUGUAUUCUGGGUGGUGUCACUGAAUACAUUGUUUAUAGUGGUGUUUGCAUUCUGCCCUUAUCAUAUAGGGAGAUUGGGGGCAGCAAUGGCUGGAUUUAAUGCAGAUGGGCCAUUCUCUGGGCCCCUGACAGCACUAGCAGGCUAUGUGCUGGUUGGAGCCAUUUUGGCUGUGCUGCAUGGGGCAGCAUCGCUGCUCCGCCUCCGCAGUGCCAAGAAGGCACUGGGAUUCUGCUAUGUGGUUGUGAAAGUGGCUUUGCUGUCAGUUGUGGAGAUUGGAGUAAUCCCGCUAGUAUGCGGCUGGUGGCUGGACCUCUGUUCCCUCUCCAUGUUCGACGCCACCCUCAAGGACCGCGAAGCCAGCCUCCAAGCCGCCCCCUGGACCCUCAUGUUCAUCCACUGGCUUGUUGGCAUGGUCUAUGUUUACUACUUUGCCUCAUUCAUACUGCUGCUAAGAGAAGUACUAAGACCUGGAGUGCUUUGGUUCUUGAAGAACUUGAAUGAUCCUGAUUUUAGUCCAGUGCAGGAAAUGAUCCACCUGUCUGUAUGGAGCCACAUCCACCGACUGGUCGCGUCGGCCAUGAUCUUCGGCACGGCGGUGCUGUUCAUGCUGUGGCUGCCCAUCCGCGUCAUCAAGCACGCGCUGCCCGGCUUCCUGCCGUACGCCGUGGCCGUGCACGCCGAGGCGCCCGUCAACGAGCUCAGCCUAGAGCUGCUGCUGUUGCAAGUGAUCCUUCCUGCGCUGCUAGAGCAGUCGCACACGCGUACAUGGCUGAAGUACCUCGUGCGAGCGUGGUGCGGGCUGGCGGCCGGCGCGCUGGGGCUGCGCUCGUACCUGCUGGGCGAGGCGCGCGGCGAGCCCGACCCCGCCGCGCCCGCGCCGCACCCGCCGCACCAGCUCGGCGCCGCGCACCAGGCUCUAAUGCGCCGCGACGGCCCGGCUGGCUACGAACCGUACGUCCGCGUUGCGUGGUUCCCGCUAAGGCUGGCCGCUCUGCUCGUCUUGGUGUCUCUAUCCCUGGUGCUGGCUAGCGCUCUCACACUGGUGAUCCCAGUGGCGAUAGGCAGGAAAGUUAUGGCGCUAUGGUUGCCCAAAGCAUCAGAAGGUGUACACGAACUUUAUACAGCUGCAUGUGGCAUGUACGUGUGCUGGGCGCUGGGCCGCGGCGGCACGCUGCUGGCGGGCUGGGCGCGCGGCGGGCGGCGGGCGCUGCUGGCGCGCGCCGCGCAGUGGGCGCGCAUCGCCACGCGCGCCGCCUGCGCCGCGCUCGCGCUGCUCGGCCUCGUGCCGCUGCUGUUCGGGCUGCUGCUGGAGCUGGUGAGUCUACACUACGGGUGGGUUAGUACAGGCAGGUACGUGUGCUGGGCGCUGGGCCGCGGCGGCACGCUGCUGGCGGGCUGGGCGCGCGGCGGGCGGCGGGCGCUGCUGGCGCGCGCCGCGCAGUGGGCGCGCAUCGCCACGCGCGCCGCCUGCGCCGCGCUCGCGCUGCUCGGCCUCGUGCCGCUGCUGUUCGGGCUGCUGCUGGAGCUGGUGAGUCUACACUACGGGUGGGUUAGUACAGGCAGGUACGUGUGCUGGGCGCUGGGCCGCGGCGGCACGCUGCUGGCGGGCUGGGCGCGCGGCGGGCGGCGGGCGCUGCUGGCGCGCGCCGCGCAGUGGGCGCGCAUCGCCACGCGCGCCGCCUGCGCCGCGCUCGCGCUGCUCGGCCUCGUGCCGCUGCUGUUCGGGCUGCUGCUGGAGCUGGUGAGUCUACACUACGGGUGGGUUAGUACAGGCAGGUACGUGUGCUGGGCGCUGGGCCGCGGCGGCACGCUGCUGGCGGGCUGGGCGCGCGGCGGGCGGCGGGCGCUGCUGGCGCGCGCCGCGCAGAGGGCGCGCAUCGCCACGCGCGCCGCCUGCGCCGCGCUCGCGCUGCUCGGCCUCGUGCCGCUGCUGUUCGGGCUGCUGCUGGAGCUGGUGAGUCUACACUACGGGUGGGUUAGUACAGGCAGGUACGUGUGCUGGGCGCUGGGCCGCGGCGGCACGCUGCUGGCGGGCUGGGCGCGCGGCGGGCGGCGGGCGCUGCUGGCGCGCGCCGCGCAGUGGGCGCGCAUCGCCACGCGCGCCGCCUGCGCCGCGCUCGCGCUGCUCGGCCUCGUGCCGCUGCUGUUCGGGCUGCUGCUGGAGCUGGUGAGUCUACACUACGGGUGGGUUAGUACAGGCAGGUACGUGUGCUGGGCGCUGGGCCGCGGCGGCACGCUGCUGGCGGGCUGGGCGCGCGGCGGGCGGCGGGCGCUGCUGGCGCGCGCCGCGCAGUGGGCGCGCAUCGCCACGCGCGCCGCCUGCGCCGCGCUCGCGCUGCUCGGCCUCGUGCCGCUGCUGUUCGGGCUGCUGCUGGAGCUGGUGAGUCUACACUACGGGUGGGUUAGUACAGGCAGGUACGUGUGCUGGGCGCUGGGCCGCGGCGGCACGCUGCUGGCGGGCUGGGCGCGCGGCGGGCGGCGGGCGCUGCUGGCGCGCGCCGCGCAGUGGGCGCGCAUCGCCACGCGCGCCGCCUGCGCCGCGCUCGCGCUGCUCGGCCUCGUGCCGCUGCUGUUCGGGCUGCUGCUGGAGCUGGUGAGUCUACACUACGGGUGGGUUAGUACAGGCAGGUACGUGUGCUGGGCGCUGGGCCGCGGCGGCACGCUGCUGGCGGGCUGGGCGCGCGGCGGGCGGCGGGCGCUGCUGGCGCGCGCCGCGCAGUGGGCGCGCAUCGCCACGCGCGCCGCCUGCGCCGCGCUCGCGCUGCUCGGCCUCGUGCCGCUGCUGUUCGGGCUGCUGCUGGAGCUGGUGAGUCUACACUACGGGUGGGUUAGUACAGGCAGGUACGUGUGCUGGGCGCUGGGCCGCGGCGGCACGCUGCUGGCGGGCUGGGCGCGCGGCGGGCGGCGGGCGCUGCUGGCGCGCGCCGCGCAGUGGGCGCGCAUCGCCACGCGCGCCGCCUGCGCCGCGCUCGCGCUGCUCGGCCUCGUGCCGCUGCUGUUCGGGCUGCUGCUGGAGCUGGUGAGUCUACACUACGGGUGGGUUAGUACAGGCAGGUACGUGUGCUGGGCGCUGGGCCGCGGCGGCACGCUGCUGGCGGGCUGGGCGCGCGGCGGGCGGCGGGCGCUGCUGGCGCGCGCCGCGCAGUGGGCGCGCAUCGCCACGCGCGCCGCCUGCGCCGCGCUCGCGCUGCUCGGCCUCGUGCCGCUGCUGUUCGGGCUGCUGCUGGAGCUGGUGAGUCUACACUACGGGUGGGUUAGUACAGGCAGGUACGUGUGCUGGGCGCUGGGCCGCGGCGGCACGCUGCUGGCGGGCUGGGCGCGCGGCGGGCGGCGGGCGCUGCUGGCGCGCGCCGCGCAGUGGGCGCGCAUCGCCACGCGCGCCGCCUGCGCCGCGCUCGCGCUGCUCGGCCUCGUGCCGCUGCUGUUCGGGCUGCUGCUGGAGCUGGUGAGUCUACACUACGGGUGGGUUAGUACAGGCAGGUACGUGUGCUGGGCGCUGGGCCGCGGCGGCACGCUGCUGGCGGGCUGGGCGCGCGGCGGGCGGCGGGCGCUGCUGGCGCGCGCCGCGCAGUGGGCGCGCAUCGCCACGCGCGCCGCCUGCGCCGCGCUCGCGCUGCUCGGCCUCGUGCCGCUGCUGUUCGGGCUGCUGCUGGAGCUGGUGCUAGUAAUACCCCUCCGAGUACCACUUGAACAAUCCCCAGUGCUAUUCGUGUGGCAAGACUGGGCGCUCGGCGUGCUCUACACGAAGAUCGUGUGCGCGCUAACAAUGAUGGGGCCGGACUGGGCCAUGCGUCGCGCCAUCGAGAAGGCGUAUAGAGAUGGCAUACGAGAGAUGGAUCUUAAGUUCAUCCUGACGGAGGUGGCCGCGCCGAUCGUGUGCUGGCUGGGGCUGGCGCUGGCCGUGCCGUACGCGGUGGCGCACAGCGUGGCGCCGCUGCUGACCAUGUCGCCCGCGCAGCGCAACCUGCUCGCGCGCCGCGUCUACCCCGCGCUGCUGCUGCUGCUCGUGCUGUCGGCCCUGGCGCAGCUGCAGAUUCGGCAGUUCCGAAAAUUAUACGAGCACAUAAAGAACGACAAGUACCUCGUCGGGCAGAGACUUGUCAACUACGACCACCGGCGACACAAACCGCAGAGCGUCGCCGCCAACUGAGCGAUACAAUGGUGUGAGAUAGAGAGAGAUAUAGAAAAGCAAGAGUUUAACUGGCCACUUUCCAUGGACGUUCUGUUUCAGACUAGGGGUUUUGUUUAUAUCAAAUAUAUUUUUGAGGGUAAUAACUUUGAGAUUACCGUAAAACUUUAGAUAAAAUGAUCAUUUUGCAAAGGUAGAGGAUUGUGUUCGGGUUAAAACAGUCCAAUUUUUCUUUUUUUGAUUUUACGGUAUACUCAUAAACUUGAUUACAGACUGCUCCUCCAAAUAUUAUACAAUUAUUUUAAUAAAGGUCCCGGUGUAUAAUGGAAUAGUUUACUAA